AUGGAGAGAAACCGUGCUGCCUUUUCCCAGACACCAGACCCCACGCACCACUUCCACGUAGCCCUGCUGGAUCAGAGACGGAGACUGCGCGGCCAAAUUGCUCACCUUCACAAAGCGGCUCGUAAGCUCAACAAGCUCCGCAAAAGGUCCCUGAUUGCCAACGUCAGUGGGAGCACCCUGACCGCUGCGGGAGCAGUCCCAGCCAUCGUGGGGCUUUUUGGGGUUUCCCUCCUGGCAUCGGCUGUGGGUCUGGGCAUGGCCACCGCCGGCGGGGCCGUCAGCAUCACCUCCGAUCUCUCCUUAGUGCUCUGCAAUUCCCGGGAGGUGAAGAAGGUGCAGGAAAUCGCAAUGACUUGUCGGAAACAGAUGAGGGAAAUCCUCAGCUGCCUGGAGUUCCUCCGCCGGGGGCAAGGCCCGGGGGACCCCACACUGCGCCAGUCAGAGAAGAGAGCCUCCAUCUCACUGUACAACUCUGUCUGCUUCAUGGUCUUCUGCGGCUCCCACAGCUUCCUUGUGCCAGAAUACACAAAGGAGGCCACAAAAGUGAGCCAGGCUGUGCUCAAGGCCAAAAUCCAGAAGCUGGCUGCCAACCUCGAAACCUGCACUAGGGCGAUGGAUGAAGUCUGUGAACUUCUUGAGUCCAGGACAGAGCUUUCCCCAUGCACGAGAAGACUCAACUUGAGUGCUAAAGGCAUGGCUGACGUCCUGAGACCAUCCAGCUGA
Molecule: messenger RNA, 723 nt
Organism: Apaloderma vittatum (bar-tailed trogon)
Lineage: Eukaryota; Metazoa; Chordata; Aves; Trogoniformes; Trogonidae
Gene: APOLD1
Product: apolipoprotein L domain containing 1
Biological process (GO): lipoprotein metabolic process; lipid transport
Cellular component (GO): extracellular region; membrane
Molecular function (GO): lipid binding
Source: RefSeq, a predicted model, not a curated record